Messenger RNA from Anopheles nili, 1501 nucleotides. RefSeq names its product saccharopine dehydrogenase-like oxidoreductase. Bases 113 to 1393 code for a protein of 426 amino acids. Gene Ontology annotation, cellular component: plasma membrane; lipid droplet; mitochondrion. Lineage: Eukaryota; Metazoa; Arthropoda; Insecta; Diptera; Culicidae. Gene Ontology annotation, biological process: glycolipid biosynthetic process. The record is from RefSeq and is a predicted model, not a curated record. The transcript has 4 exons.
GAAACAAUUUGGGAAGUGUAUGAGGUGAUACGUUAAACAUCUUACUUAUUUUGUACUAGUUCAACGAGGUAUUGCGUAAAUCAGGUUGAGUACAUACAUCAUAGCGUGAGCAAUGAACAUGGCACGUAAACUUGAUGUGAUUAUCUUCGGGGCUAGUGGAUUCACUGGUAAAUACACGGUUCUCGAGAGCAUCAAACUGCUGGCAAACAUGAAAUGGGGUAUAGCAGGUCGAAGUCAAAGCAAGCUGCAAGAAGUUCUGCAAGAAAUAGGCGAUAAGGCAAAGACCGAUUUGUCCCACGUACCGAUUGUUCUAGCCGACGUAAACAACCAGGAUUCGUUGAAUAACAUGGCUCGAGAUUGUCGAGUGCUUGUGAAUUGCUGUGGUCCGUAUCGACUGUACGGAGAACCGGUGCUGAAAGCCUGCAUCGCGGAACGCACCCACCACGUGGAUGUAAGCGGGGAACCACAGUUCCUCGAAGGCAUGCAACUGAAAUAUCACGAGGCAGCAAAGGAAAGGGGAGUGUAUUUAAUAUCCGCUUGCGGGUUUGAUAGUAUACCUGCCGAUAUGGGGACGGUGUUUUUGGAGCAACAGUUUGAUGGUGUGGUGAAUUCUGUAGAAAGUUACAUAGUCUCCAAGCAGAAAGGACGCCGUGAGAUGGGUGCCAUUCAUUACGGCACCUGGGCUUCUGCUGUUCAUGCCAUCGCCAACCUUGGUGAAGUGGGCCAAAUUCGCCGGAAGCUCUUCGCAAAACAAUUGCCUGACGUUAAACCAAAACUGCGGGAGAGACCAACGCUUCAUCGUUCGACGAACGGAAAUAGGUGGUCUUUGCCGUUCCAGGGUGCCGACCGCUCAUGUGUUGCACGUACGCAACGAUUUCUUUACGAGACUGAGAAUAAGCGGCCACUUCAGAUGAGGGCAUACAUAUCGUUUGGCGGAUUGGCGGAGGUUUUGGCAGUAUCUUUUGUUGGCGCUAUUUUUUGGCUCAUGGUGAAAACCAACUUUGGAAGACAGAUGCUGCUCAAUCAUCCUAAGAUAUUUUCACUUGGUGUGGUGUCUCACGAAGGCCCUAGCGAAGAGUCUAUGAACAAUACAGAAUUCGCACUCUAUUUUGAAGGCAAAGGGUGGGAAGAAAAACUUGCGAGUCCGGAGGAUAAAUAUACGACUCCUCCGAACAAAGUGAUACAUACCAAAGUAACCGGAAGAAAUCCGGGAUAUGGUGCUACCUGUGUAGCACUGGUUCUUUGCGCUCGAACGAUUUUACUAGAGAAUGAUAAGAUACCCGGAAGUGGCGGUUUUCUAACUCCAGGAGCAGCAUUUGCUAAGACAAAUCUAAUCAAUGAACUGUGCAAGAAUGGAUUUUCUUUCGAGGUGCUGUCUUCAUCAAAAUUGUAGUUAUGGUGUAGAAGCAUUGGGAGUAUAGCUCAUAAUUAAAAUAGCCGUUUUUUCUGAAGUGGUGGUGGCAAUGUUGGAUAAAUAAAUAUUUACUGGUGCGUACUGUUA